GGACCCUCACUCCGUCUCGUCCUGCUUCCUUCCUUAUCUCUUCUUCCUCUUGCCGCCCUCUCGAUCGGCUAGCUCCUGCUCUCGCCGCUAGCAAGCGAAUUGAAGGUGGCAAAACCUUGGAACACCAAGGGCAGAGAAAGAUGUCGACCAUCGUCAUGAGAGUCGACCUUGAGUGCGACAAGUGCUACAAGAAGAUCAGAAAGGUCCUCUGCAAGCUCCAAGACAGAGAGAACAUCAAGAUGAUCUCGUACGACGAGAAGAACAACGUGGUGACGGUGGCGGGGUCGUUCGACGCCGAGGAGGUCUCAGACAGGCUCUGCUCCAGCGCCGGAAAGGUCAUCACCGACAUACAGGUCGCCAGAGGGAACCAGAUGAUGAUGCCCGGCGCCGGCAAGGCGGCGCCCAAGAAUCCCGGGAAGGAGAACCACGGCAAGAAGGAAGGACACGGCCAUGUCCAAGGUGGCCAGCAGGGCCAUGGCCAAGGCCACGGCGGCCAGCAGGGCCAUGGACAGGGCUACGGCGGUGGCCAGCAGGUUCAAGCCCACGGAGGCGGCCACGGUGGCGGCGGUGGCCAGCAGGGUCAUGGCCAGGGCGGCGGCCACGGUGGCGGCGGCGGGAAGCCGGACAAGACCAAGCACGUCAAGUUCGACAUGGACGACGACGACGACGACGACGACGAAUUCGACCAGCCCGCCCACCACGGCAAGGGUCACGGACACGGGCACGCCGGCGAGAAGCCGAGGGUGUUCACCACCAACACUGCUGUGGCACGGAACGAGGCCCCGCGCCCCCAGCAGGGAGCGUCGAUGGCAGCGAUGGCGCCGAUGCGGAUGCCGGCGCCGGGGCCGAGCAUGACGAUGAUGCCGCAGGCUUUGUCCACGCCGUCCAUCUGGCCGGUGCCGCCGCCUGCACCGUCGUACGGGUACGGCGCGCCGGCGUACGGAUACGGCGGGGCGCCACCAGCCGGAGGGUACUACGGCGGGCCCGUGUACGACCACGGCGGGUACGGCGCGUACGGAGGCGGUGCGUACGGUAGGAAUCCGUACCAGCCGCAGUACUGCUACGAGGAGGAGCCCAGCGCCGGGUGCAGCGUCAUGUGAUGUGAUGAACUCAACACGGAUCAGAAUCAGAUGACCAACCAUGCUUUGG
This is a messenger RNA of Lolium rigidum, 1149 nucleotides long. Its product is annotated as cold and drought-regulated protein CORA-like. NCBI's taxonomy places the organism in Eukaryota, Viridiplantae, Streptophyta, Magnoliopsida, Poales, Poaceae. The transcript is spliced from 3 exons. Bases 141 to 1100 code for a protein of 319 amino acids. The record is from RefSeq and is a predicted model, not a curated record. Gene Ontology annotation, molecular function: metal ion binding.